CAAAUUAAAAUGUGAUAUUUAUCUUUAUGUUCAUGUAAGUGCCUGAAAGACUGGUAAGGACCCCAGGCCUUAGUUUGCCUCACACUGCUUUAAGUGAUGCACUGUGAUUGUAUAUUUUAUUAUAUUAGAUGCUCCAGAUAUUCCUGUGAUCUCCAUCAAACCUUCUGGUGAAAUAAUGGAGGGUGAUUCAGUGAAUCUGACCUGCAGCAGUAAAUCAAAUCCACCUGUUCACAACUACACCUGGUUUAAGGAGAAUGAAACAUCAUCUGUUGGAUCUGGACAGACAUAUAGCAUCACUAACAUUAACUCCAGUCACAGUGGAUGGUUUUACUGUGAGGCUCAGAAUGAAGUCGGGUCUCAGAGAUCUGCGGAUGUUUUGGUUAAAGUAAAUCAUAGAGUCCUAGUACCCAGUCAUAGGUCGCUGUUUGAAAUCAUAGCGGCAUGUGGAGGAUUAUUUAUCAUGGCCAUGAUCUUCAUUAUUUUAUUCAUAAUGAGAAAGCAAAGAGUUGCAAAAACUGAAGAUACAGCUCUCAGUCAAGUAAAUCUUCAGGAUAACAUGUACUGCAACGUUUCUGAAUCAGCCCAUUGUGAUGAUGUUCAGCAUGGGAGUGCUGUAUCCAAGAAACCCAAAGCAGAUCAAACAUCUGUAGGAGAAACUCUGGAAUCCAGUAAUCCAGAGGAGAUCCAGUAUGCAUCUUUCCAUCAUCACACAAACAAAGAGUUGAAGAGUUCAGAAGAGAUUGAAAACCCCUAUUGCAAUACUAAAAAUUCCCAACCUGAUGCUGCUGUAAGGUCGGAUGUGGAGAACACUUCUGUGAUCUACAGCAGUGUAAAAUGACCAUCAUGGUGACUUUUGUUGUGUGAAAUGCUAAUUAUCCAACCUUUAUGUAUCAAGUGUAAUAACCAAUUUCAUAUAUAAUUUCUAAGAAUGAUAAAAACCCUGUAUUCUUUAUACUCUUUGGACUGUUAAAGAUCUAUGUUCUUUUAUAUUCCUUAUAAUGUUUUAUACUCCUAGUGUUGCUUUAAUGCAAAGUAUUGUAAUCACUGAGUUGGAAAUAUAUGCAUGACAACUCUUAAAUUGCAGAUACAUUACACUCUUCGACAAAGAAAGAAGAGCUCGGAGAAGAAGAUCAAAGAAACUUUGUUGUAUAUAUAAGAUGUUAGGGACACUCCCCAGAAAAUGUAAGAUCAAAGGAUCAGAGGCGUGCCGUGAGGCCUUAAACUUGAUGUUGGAAUUUGGCCUUGAGACUUUGACUAUAAAUUGAUGCUGCUGCAGAACUUAGAUCUGGAUGCCACUGACAGCAUCUCCGUUGUCUGACAGCCUGAAAUCUUGUGUGCUCUAGACUUAGACUGUAUUUUUGUUCAUUACUUUUUAUCUAAUUUGGUAAUUUUAUUUCUUUUCUUUUUAAUUCAGCAAAACUUGUAAUUGCAAACAACUAAAUAAUAAUUUUUAUAAAAGACAAGAAGAAGUCUGCUAUUGUGAACAAUUAUAUGUGAGUAUGAUCUAAUCCUAGUUGAGAUUCAUACUCUGAUUCUUGAUGUUUGUGGGUCCCCAAUUAUACAGCGGAUAAUUUUUGUCAAAUAAACAUUGAUUAGUA
Molecule: messenger RNA, 1598 nt
Organism: Misgurnus anguillicaudatus (oriental weatherfish)
Lineage: Eukaryota; Metazoa; Chordata; Actinopteri; Cypriniformes; Cobitidae
Source: RefSeq, a predicted model, not a curated record